Rhinopithecus roxellana (golden snub-nosed monkey) is the source of this 10471-nucleotide messenger RNA. It is a transcript of the gene CLOCK, whose product is annotated as clock circadian regulator. Gene Ontology annotation, molecular function: protein dimerization activity; DNA-binding transcription factor activity, RNA polymerase II-specific; E-box binding. Gene Ontology annotation, cellular component: nucleus; CLOCK-BMAL transcription complex; cytoplasm. The coding region runs from base 415 to 2958 and encodes 847 amino acids. The transcript is spliced from 23 exons. Gene Ontology annotation, biological process: regulation of transcription by RNA polymerase II; circadian regulation of gene expression. The record is from RefSeq and is a predicted model, not a curated record. NCBI's taxonomy places the organism in Eukaryota, Metazoa, Chordata, Mammalia, Primates, Cercopithecidae.
GCUGACGACGCAUGCGCCGGGAGGGGGCGCAAUCACUGACUCGGCUUGCGGCUGCCGUUUUAAAAAAGGAAACCCCGGAGAGCGAGAGCGCGAAGGAAAUCUGGCCGCCGCCGUGAGCGCUCCCGAAUUUUUAUUUGUUCCUGCAAAGCUGCUGAAGCUCAGAAGCUGAUUCUAUCGCAUUGUAAGAUGCCUUUGGAUAAUUCUACAGUCCUCUUAAAUGAGUCUUUAGAACUUGGCGAGUUUCACUAGAUACCUUCAAUCAUCAUUUUGAGCUCAAAGAAUUCUGAGACUUACAGUUGGUCAUAUAGAACAGUACCUUGAACUUAGAGUUUCCUGAAGAAUCAGUUUAAAAGAUCCAAAGAGUACAAAAGGAGAAGUACAAAUGUCUACUACAAGACGAAAACGUAGUAUGUUAUGUUGUUUACCGUAAGCUGUAGUAAAAUGAGCUCGAUUGUUGACAGAGAUGACAGUAGUAUUUUUGAUGGGUUGGUGGAAGAAGAUGACAAGGACAAAGCAAAAAGAGUAUCUAGAAAUAAAUCUGAAAAGAAACGUAGAGAUCAAUUUAAUGUUCUCAUUAAAGAACUGGGAUCCAUGCUUCCUGGUAAUGCUAGAAAGAUGGACAAAUCCACUGUUCUGCAGAAGAGCAUUGAUUUUUUACGAAAACAUAAAGAAAUCACUGCACAGUCAGAUGCUAGUGAAAUUCGACAGGACUGGAAACCUACAUUCCUUAGUAAUGAAGAGUUUACACAAUUAAUGUUAGAGGCUCUUGAUGGUUUUUUUUUAGCAAUCAUGACAGAUGGAAGCAUAAUAUAUGUGUCUGAGAGUGUAACUUCAUUACUUGAACAUUUACCAUCUGAUCUUGUGGAUCAAAGUAUAUUUAAUUUUAUCCCAGAAGGGGAACAUUCAGAGGUUUAUAAAAUACUCUCUACUCAUCUGCUGGAAAGUGAUUCAUUAACCCCAGAAUAUUUAAAAUCAAAAAAUCAAUUAGAAUUCUGUUGUCAUAUGCUCCGAGGAACAAUGGACCCAAAGGAGCCAUCUACCUAUGAAUAUGUAAAGUUUAUAGGAAAUUUCAAAUCUUUAAACAGUGUAUCCUCUUCAGCACACAAUGGUUUUGAAGGAACUAUACAACGCACACAUAGGCCAUCUUAUGAAGAUAGAGUUUGUUUUGUAGCUACUGUCAGGUUAGCUACACCUCAGUUCAUCAAGGAAAUGUGCACUGUUGAAGAACCCAAUGAAGAGUUUACAUCUAGACAUAGUUUAGAAUGGAAAUUUCUGUUUCUAGAUCACAGGGCACCACCUAUAAUAGGAUAUUUGCCAUUUGAAGUUCUGGGAACAUCAGGCUAUGAUUACUAUCAUGUGGAUGACCUAGAGAAUUUGGCGAAAUGUCAUGAGCACUUAAUGCAAUAUGGGAAAGGCAAAUCAUGUUAUUAUAGGUUCCUGACUAAAGGGCAACAGUGGAUUUGGCUUCAGACUCAUUAUUAUAUCACUUACCAUCAGUGGAAUUCAAGGCCAGAGUUUAUUGUUUGUACUCACACUGUAGUAAGUUAUGCAGAAGUUAGGGCUGAAAGACGACGAGAACUUGGCAUUGAAGAGUCUCUUCCUGAGACAGCUGCUGACAAAAGCCAAGAUUCUGGGUCAGAUAAUCGUAUAAACACAGUCAGUCUCAAGGAAGCAUUGGAAAGGUUUGAUCACAGCCCAACCCCUUCUGCCUCUUCUCGGAGUUCAAGAAAAUCAUCUCACACAGCAGUCUCAGACCCUUCCUCAACACCAACCAAAAUCCCGACAGAUACGAGCACUCCGCCCAGGCAGCAUUUACCAGCUCAUGAGAAGAUGGUGCAAAGAAGGUCAUCAUUUAGUAGUCAGUCCAUAAAUUCCCAGUCUGUUGGUUCAUCAUUAACACAGCCAGUGAUGUCUCAAGCUACAAAUUUACCAAUUCCACAAGGCAUGUCCCAGUUUCAGUUUUCAGCUCAAUUAGGAGCCAUGCAACAUCUGAAAGACCAGUUGGAACAACGGACACGCAUGAUAGAAGCAAAUAUUCAUCGGCAACAAGAAGAACUAAGAAAAAUUCAAGAACAACUUCAGAUGGUCCAUGGCCAGGGGCUGCAGAUGUUUUUGCAGCAAUCAAAUCCUGGGUUGAAUUUUGGUUCUGUUCAACUUUCUUCUGGAAAUUCAUCUAACAUCCAGCAACUUGCACCUAUAAAUAUGCAAGGCCAAGUUGUUCCUACUAACCAGAUUCAAAGUGGAAUGAAUACUGGACACAUUGGCACAACUCAGCACAUGAUACAACAACAGACUUUACAGAGUAAUACAUCAACUCAGAGUCAACAAAAUGUACUGAGUGGGCACAGUCAGCAAACAUCUCUACCCAGUCAGACACAGAGCACUCUCACAGCACCACUGUAUAACACUAUGGUGAUUUCUCAGCCUGCAGCCGGAAGCAUGGUCCAGAUUCCAUCUAGUAUGCCACAAAACAGUACCCAGAGUGCUGCCGUAACUACAUUCACUCAGGACAGGCAGAUAAGAUUUUCUCAAGGUCAACAACUUGUGACCAAAUUAGUGACUGCUCCUGUAGCUUGUGGGGCAGUCAUGGUACCUAGUACUAUGCUCAUGGGCCAGGUGGUGACUGCAUAUCCUACUUUUGCUACACAACAGCAACAGUCACAGACAUUGUCAGUAACACAGCAGCAGCAGCAGCAGAGCUCCCAGGAGCAGCAGCUCACUUCAGUUCAGCAACCAUCUCAGGCUCAGCUGACCCAGCCACCGCAACAGUUUUUACAGACUUCUAGGUUGCUCCAUGGGAAUCCCUCAACUCAGCUCAUCCUCUCUGCUGCAUUUCCUCUACAACAGAGCACCUUCUCUCAGUCACAUCACCAGCAACAUCAGUCUCAGCAACAGCAGCAACUCAGCCGGCACAGGACUGACAGCUUGCCCGACCCUUCCAAGGUUCAACCACAGUAGCACACGUGCUUCCUCUCUGACAUCAAGGGAGGAAGGGGAUGGCCCAUUAAGAGUUACUCAAAUGACCUGAGGAAAGGAGGAAAAGUUCCAGCAGUUUCAUGAGAUGCGGUAUUGAGUGUUCUAGUUCCUGGAAUUAGUUGGCAGAGAAAAUGCUGCCUAGUGCUACCGAUGUACAUUAAAUACCAGCCAGCAGGAGCUGAUCAUAGGGGCAUAGCCAAUUCUGACAGUGUUUUAGUUGCCCGGAUAUUGUUGAUGGAAAAAGAAUAUGUUGCCAAAUGUUAAGAAGCUCAGCUAUGAAAUGACCUCCAGGGAAUCAGAAAGGCACUAAUGCUGUUAGUAACUUUUAGUGGUUCUGUGCCUCUUACCAAGUGUUACAGAGGACGUACCACUGCCAUGUCAGGGGUUUGCUUACAGUGAUGCCAUGAAGACAGUCCAGUAGACUUGGUAGCGACCCCCUCCCCGACCCCUCUCCCUUUUCAGAUAAUGAUGGAACAGUAAUUACUUUCAGAAUGUUGUGUGGGUUCAAAUUCUCUAUGUACAGAUGAUGUAAAAAUAUGUGUAUGUCUGGAUAAAAGGAGAGAAAGCAAAACAUUUUGUAUGCUGCAUGAAAGCGUUAUCUCUUCCUUUCAGGUAUGAGCACCUUUCCUGAGAUUCUGACACCAUGUGCAAACUGAUCCAUCCUCUGUUUUUCCUUUUGUUUACAACACAGUAGUGUUCUGUUCACUUUUCCGGGGCACAAGUUUUUUUGUUCAUACUUGGGCUGUGAUGUCACAGUUUGUUCAGUGAGGUAUGAUGUGCUGCUGGGAGUGGAUCUUUUUUUUUCAGGUUAAAUUAUUGAUACAACAGGAUUUUCAAGUUACUCAGAAAUAUCCCUCAUUUCAUUAUUUUUCAAUUAUGUUUGAGAACAGGAUUUGCACUGCUUUAUUUUAGGUGGUUGGGAGUUUUGAUUGCCUAUUUUGUUAUAGUUCAUAGUUGGAAAUAUUUGUGUAAAUGGUUUUCAACAAGCCUGAAAGUAAUUUCAAGAAUGUUUCAGUUAUAGAGGUAAAAUUUGCACACAAAACAUCUUAGGCACUUUUUAACAUUCUCAAUCAUGGGAAUUUUAACUUUUGAGAUUUGUUGAAAUAUUUUUUAUUAUCCUUCACAAUUUCAGUGCUUCUUUUAGUCAGAAAUGAUUCAGGGUUAUUUGAGGGGGAAAACCCCCAUAGUGCCUUGAUUUUAAUUCAGGUGAUAACUCACCAUCUUGAACUCAUUGUCCAGUUUCCGUAGCAGUUUUAAAACCUUAGUACCUUUUUAACAGCAUGUGGGUGUCAGUGUCAUUAUUAGUCUCCUAAUAAGUUCCUUUGAAGACUGCUAUCAGUCUCUUGGACUGGAGAUACAAAUAAUUUAGAAAUAAAAAAUGACAACCUAACACUAUCAUAGUUAUUAAUGUGAUCCUAAAAUUGUUUCCUAAAUCAGCAUUUUUCUUUAAAGUUAGUCAUUUAAGAAUUUACCAGAAAUAUUUGCUCAAUAUGAUCUUGAUAUUCCUACAAAAGAAAAAAAGAAGGGAUAGGGGAUUUGGCUAUGCCUUCACUACAACACUAAAAUACGGUGACUCACAUGCCUUCUAAACAUGAACUAAGGUUUCCUUGAGCAAUAUCAUAUUCUAAAAGUAGUAAAUUCCAAUACAAGUUACAUACAUUUUAAAAACACUUGAUAGAUUUUAUGGUACUAAUGAAAUUUACAGUGAUAGAACAGAAGAAGAUUAGUAGAAAAUACAUUAUUAGAAUAUAAAAAAGUUGUUACUGAGGAAAGGGAGGAGAGGACAACAAGCGUAAUAAAUCAAAUUGACCUCAAAAGAAAAUGUGUGGCAGAGUUGAGGUUGUUAAAACAGAAAAGGUUCUGAACAAUGAAAAUUGAUCUAAAUGCAGAAUUGCUAGGUAAAGAGGUCAGGGGAAUGCUAAGCCAGUUCUUAAGACUUCUCUGUCCUCUGCUUUGCUGUUAUCCUUAAGGCAUAUACUUUGUCUUUCUGCAGAAAAUUCUACCUGGCCACAAUUACUUUGAACAUUAAUGUUGAAAAAGAAAACAACCAAAGAAAAUUGGUACUUACCUUCUACACAAGAAGUGCGACUAGAUACCAAUCAGUAAUUAACAUAUCAAGGAGCUCUUCUAGCUCAGUGACCAUCCAGUAGAGAUUUCCCACAUUCCCAUGAAUAUCAAGAAUAGUUGUCAGAAUACGUAUGUACCUGAGCAUACGUACACAGACAAGGGGGAUGUUGUGGAAUAUGGCAAAAGGAUUGUUCUUCUCCCCUUUCAAAUUGCCUUUCUUAACCUUAUGCCAUUCCAUAUAUAUCUGAGUUGUGCCUCAUUUAUUUACUGGCAAUUCCUAGUGAUAUGGAUUUAGCUAACAAAAGAUAUGAAGAACUAUUAUAUUAAGGCAUGUCCUCUACAUACCACACUUAAAAGAUGGUGAACUGUGAGUACUACUUAGGUUGACAGCAACAAAGCAUAAGACAAGCCCCAGGUAAACGUGUAAACUGUUUACUCACAUUGUCCUACUCCAGCCCCUUCCAUUAUUUCCCAUCUCCACAAAUAGUUGGGGGAAAAAAUUAAAAUUUUUCUUUAUGAUUCUUACUGCUCUUCAUAGCUCAUCUUUUCCUGCUUAGAAUUAACCAUUGCUAAUUUAAAGGAGCAGCUAGCUGCUUUUCUGUCAGUCUGAAGUGUAGUAGUGGAAGAAGUAGUAAGCACCAGCUGCCUCUUUGCUGCUUUGUUUUCCUCCUGCUUCUCUUAAAUUUGGGUUGCAAAGCUAUCCCGCCCCACACCCUGCCCCAUGAAACUUGAGCAUUCAAAUGAAGAUUCAGCAGUGUCUGUUCUUCAUUCAUUUCUAUAGCCAAAGCUGUUAGUUAAAAUCCCAAAUCUUUAUCAUUUAAAGACACCAAAUAGAAACACCUUCCAGCUUAAAGAGAAAAAAAAAAAAAAAGUCUCUUCCCUCUGCUUUACUCUCACAGGUAUUCAUCUUUCUUAAAAACACUUAUUCUGGGUGGUACUUUUUAGGUAAGAAACUAUUGAGUUUCAGGAAAAAUGCUAGCUGCUCUGCAGUUACCGUGCUUUGGAUAUACAGUUAUCAUAGUUUUGGGGGAGUCAGUAUUGUUCAACAAAUGCAAGUGAGAACUACAAGGUUAAUAAAGUUGCUCCUCAGAGCGGUGUCAAACCAGAACCCAGACACUUAAGUACUUCAUUUUUGAGUGGAAAAUAUUGGAGGAACAAGUAUGGGAGAUGCCGGUAGCAUGUGAGUAAAUAACUACGGUCUAGCCUUCCAGCAUCCCAAAUUCCAGGGGUAACUUGAGAGUGCUGUGCUCUCCUUUGUCAUUUGUAUCUGGCUUAGGAAUGUACUAGUCAUAACAAGAUGCCAGUGAUUUUGAAUAGUUUGUUGUAGAUAUUCAGUGCAAAAUAGUGAAAAUAUUUGGAUUCUUCAGAAGUGCUAUAGUUGUUGGUCAUUGCCUUAAAGCAGUCUGCUUGACGUUAGGAGCACUGAAGCAGUCCAGCUCCAUCAAGAGCACUGUGUUGAAGGGAGAACCCUUGUUCAAGAAGCCUUAGAAGGGGAUCCUUAAAAUAGUACUCUACGCAGACAAGUGAAAAUUCUUUUAAACUGGAUAUUAAUCAACAUGUUUUCAGAUGUUUCCACUACACUGAGGCAAACUUUUUAAAAGUGGAAUGCAAAUAGCAUUUUACUUUAGUAUUUCUGCUUUUUUCUUUGUUUCUUUGGUAAUUGAAAGUUUGUUGAUGAAUAUUUGUGUAAAACUCAUUCAAGUCUAUAACCUUUCCAAUUACCUGUGGCCCUGUCUUAGUCCCACGGGAGUCCCUGUUGGAAGGGGUAAACACUGGAUAUUAAUGUUGCUGAGUGAGUCUUUCUAGCCAGGACAAGCUGAUUGAAAUUUCUGAAUGGUAGAGAAGAAACAGCACAAAGGCACUUGCCAUUUUAAGUGUUUGGAGAAAGAGAACCUUUUAAGUUUGGACUGGGUGAGCUUUCUUCUAAAAGGAGCUUCUGAAGUAAUUGCAAAGGAAUAGAAUCGACUAUUUUUAUAGUAUAUUUAAUAUAUUUGUAUAUAACUAUGAGUAUAAUAGGAACCCUCUACAUGCCUCCCACUUUUCUAAUUUACUUCCCUUUUUGCCAUAGCACUAGUAUAGCCUCAUCCGCAUGGGUAAUGUGCCUAUUGUCAGCCUACCAAAAGAUAGUGCUGCUGCUUUAUGAGACAGGUGAGAAGACCCAACUCUCAUGCCUGGGGAUCCUUUACGGAAGGAAUAGCACACACUUUUAAAACAACAUACCACAGUCUAAAAGCAUCAUUUGGAACUGUAACAAGCACUUUAUUGCAAUUACUCAUUUUGAUAAAGUUUAUUCUUAGGCGUUAACCAUUUCUAAAGGAUCCCCAAAUCAUCACUUAGGUGAAAUUAUAUAAAAUGACACAUUUCUGAGAAAUGUUUAGAUCCAGUGAACCGUAGUUGGUUUAUGGGAGCGAUUUCAAGAUAGCCAAAUGAACUUUGACUUUUGUUUUGAAUGUGGUGGAGUCAAGAGAUUGUAGAUGCCUAGUUUGAUUUAAACACUAUUGUAAACCUAUCUUGCCUAUUGUGUGGACACCAAAAGAGACCAAUGAGCCUGUUUAUUUUUCAGAGGUCUAGGAAAAUUGCAUCCGUGUGAGUAGAUGUACAGAACUAAUCUAAAAGUGAUUGCUAGUAAUAUUUUAGAAUAUAAUAAUUUCAAGAAUUAUUCUGAGUGUUUUAAAUGUGCCCUGAAAUGUUGGCAUGUCAUUUCAGCGUUUCCAUUUGAAUUGCUCUUGUAAUAUUUUUGCACAAAAAGGACUGAGAAAAAGACUACUUUGGUUAAAGGAAAAAAAGUAUAAUUUGAUCUUUAAUUUUAAUGUCUCCUGUGGAAACACUGGGGAUGAAUUUUGUUGACACAGUUAUUCAGGAUAUUUAAAAGUGUUGAACAGCUCACAAGAAAUUAAGCAAACUUGGAUUUUUAAAAUUAAAAUACUUUCUUUCCAUGUGACUGUUUUGCAUAGUUUUUUCCCCCUAUGUCAUAACACUACAUUCCUUUUCUUAAAUAAAAUACUGUGCAGGUAUUGUUGUGAGUGUUUAACAGUAUUUUGUAAGCUGCCUGGGUUUCCUCAGGGAAACAUUAUUUAGUGGAAUAAUUUAUGGAGAGACUGUUAAGUGAAAUUCCAUCACCACCACCAGCAAACACUGAGGUGCUGCAUUAAGUGACAAUCAAACUAGUAAGUAUUUAUGAAAGAAUUUAGAAAGGGAUUCAAAGAAGCAAUUGCUUUUAAAACAGUUCUCUGGGGUUGUUGAAUAAAAAUGGCUAAAUGUAUUUAUUUGUAUUUUAAAAUAUCUGUGUGUUCUGUUUUCUCAUCAAAGUGAUUUCCGUGUCAUGUAUUUAAUUUGUGGUUUGUUUUGUUUUGCACCAUAUUCUUCUUAGAGAACUGGCUCUGGUUUGGGGUGCAGUCACCAACUCUCAUGAUAAUCUUUACGGACAGUCUGAACCUACUUUACUUCAGGACGGCAGUGGAGGGGCCAACUCCAGAUGCCCCUGCACUUCCCUCCUCAAGUCAUCUAAGAAAGAAUUUAAAAAAUAACUUCUUUCAAAUCUGAUUCAUAUAGUUCCAACCUUUUUCUAGUUUUCACUUGCUGCCUUCUCUGUUUUAUGGGCACUUUUUUUAUGAUUACUUCCCCAACACAGCCAAAGGCCAGUACGACAACCAAUGGCACAUGAUGCCUCUAUUUUGCCCAACUGGGGAAAUGUUAGUAAAAGAAAUAGCAUCUUUUAAUGGCUGUCAUUAUCAUAUCCAUAUUAAAAUCCAUUUAAAGUUCUUAAAUUUGGUGGAAUAAUGUAUACAGGCUGAAAACUUCUACAAAAAAUGUUUGCUGUCUUUAACAUGGUGUCGUGUUACUUGGUCCUUUGAAAACAAAACAAAACUUCCAUACACAGCACUGCCCAAUAAAGCAGUGUUGGAAUAUUGGAAGCCUAGACAUUUGAGGAUCCUUCUUGGUCACAUGCAUUAGAACAGAAUCCUCCACUUUAGGACUCAGAGAAGCUAUGGAGUCCCAUAGGCUAGGUACAGCACACAACUUAGAGAAUGGUAGUUAAAGCACGUCAACCACAAUUCAGUGAUCUAAAAAACAUUUCUUAACUCUGAGGGUUAAAAUGAAGACAAUGUUUUCAAAUAAAAGCUUUUACAUUUCUUAGGAAACAAACUGUGACAUCGCUUUUAAAAAUGACAUUCAAAUGUUUAUAAUGUGUGUUUUUGAGUUGGCUUGGACUAGUACAAGUUCACUGCUGGCAGUGGUUGUGCCAGUACUUAAGUUAAAAUAAGUUGUUACCUUCAGAUUGAUGUCUUGUAUAACCAGACAAUCAUCUUCAAGCAAAAAAAUUGGCCAGGAAAUGUCUUUAUUUAAAAAAAAAAAAAAUCUGUCAGCCAGAACAGCUAUCACUUAGACCAUUCUGGAAUGAUUUUGAAAUCUUUACUAUGGUACAAAGUUGGGGAAGGCCUCAGUAUGGCACUUUCAUAUUCACUCUAUGUAAAGAUUGAAGCCCAAAGAUGAGUUAAAUUCAGUGCUGUAUUGAAACCAGUCAGUGCAAAAAAAAAAAAAAAAAAAAAAAAAAUUAUCUUUGUAAAUUUUUCAUUGUUAACAUCAGUUGGUAGUUGUUAAAACAUGCACCAAAUUCUUUAUAAUGUUCUGUGUGGUUCUCAAUGUGAUAUUCUUGACGUUGCUGUCCUUACUGCUUGGUUCUUGGUUUUAAAUUAAAAAGUAGAUGUAGCCCAUCAUUUUUACUUCCAAAACGGUGGAGCUAAAAACGGCUAAUUGAUCUUGAGAUAAGAAUACCCUUUACUAAGGCAAAGAUUUAAUUGAAAUCCAAAUUGAUUUACAGAAAUGAAACUGACAUUUUCCAUUUGUUGUCUUCUGCCAAAAUUCUGAAUUGCACACACGCAUGAGGGAUAAUGAAUGGUUUCAACGGUGCUAUAUUAGGUUCUCUGAUUUUCAUGACCUAUGUAUGUUUGGAAAUACAAUAUUGUAUAAAAUGUGGAUCGUUUUGUUACCGAUUUAAUAUUGCCAUUUUAAUUUGGUGUAACAAUUGGUUACACUUGUUUUUCAACGCUAUCCUUUGAGGAGAAAGUCAAAAUGUUGUUAGCCUACCUCCACUCAGGCCUCUUGCUGUGUAAUCAUUAUUCCAGGUUAUGAUGUGCAUAGCUUUUAAAACUGCGUGUACUAUUCUGCUCUUUCCCAUACUCUUGUCAUGUAUUCAGAACCUAAACUUAUAGCAAAAGAGCCAAGCAGUAGUUUUUUUGUAAAUGUAAAAAUAAUUAGAUCCAGACUUUGUUUCCUUCAAUUUUAAAAAUAAAAAAUACCUCAGUGCUAUGUUUUUCAGUAUCACCUGCAUUUCUCAAGAAAUAACACCUGCUUCAUGUGGCACAUAACUUGUAAGAAUCACAUUUUGGAUUUUAAAGAAUAUUAAAUAUUUUAAGAUCGCAAUCAA